This is a messenger RNA of Seminavis robusta, 1284 nucleotides long. The record is from the annotation of a GenBank genome assembly. Lineage: Eukaryota; Bacillariophyta; Bacillariophyceae; Naviculales; Naviculaceae.
AUGAUUGCAUUUCAGGGCAGCCAACCGGCUCAGCCGCAGCAACUGUUUCAGCAGCCAGGAGGCAUGGACAUCCAAGGCAACACGCACGAUCAUCACAGCAGCAAAGUGAUGGUAUCCAAUCACAUGGAUUAUAUUCACCAUAUUAGUUUUGAUGUAUACGGUCGCCGAAUGGCAACCUGCAGUGGAGAUCGUUUUGUCCGUGUGUGGGAUUUGACAGAUACCGGGGAUUGGAAUUUGGUUGGAGAAUGGCAAGCUCAUCGCGGCAAUGUCACGAAAAUUGCAUGGGCACAUCCCGAGUUUGGAUCCGUCUUGGCGACGAGCGGAUCUGAUAGCGAUGCCAAGAUUUGGGAAGAACGGACUCACGGAGCCCAUCACUCGCAUCCGUAUUUUGUUUUGAGUGGUACCAACGCUGGAGCGACCUCUCCAGCGGCCAAUCUGACCGGUAUUGGGGCUUCUGGUGGGGGAAUCACCACUACUGCGACGGCAGCCACAGGAGCCACCAAUACAACAGCAUCGUCAGCCUUGGCGUCCCGGUGGACUGUCAAAACGCAAUUGACAGAGGCACGCAAGGCCGUAACAUGCCUAGAGUUUGCCCCUCGUCACUGGGGUUUGAAGCUGGCCACAGGAUCAGCGGAUGGCUGUGUUCGCAUCUACGAAGCAGUCGAUGUCAUGAACCUUAGUCAAUGGCCCUUGGCUGCCACACUUCAAGCGUAUGGACAAGGAGAAGGAACUUCUUCCGCUCUGGCAACAGAUCAACUUGGGGUUUCCUGUUUGAGCUGGUGUACAGGCCGAUUUGAGCCACCUACUUUGGUUGUGGGAGGCUCACAUUUAUCUAUCUUUCGAUACAUGGAGUCGGCUCGGUCUUGGCAACCCUUGUUACAACUUCCGUCCAGUGGAAACAAUCUGCACGUUUUGGAUGUAGCAUGGGCUCCUAAUGUGGGACGACGAUUCCACUAUAUUGCGGCAGCGGAGGAUCAGCAGCUGCGAGUUUACAAGUUGUCAAGGACAUACGCCGACUCGGACGAGAAAACAAGCAGUGGAGGCAACAACAAGACAACCAAAAAGCCCACAGGAAUCAACAACAACAAACUGGAGGUAGAAUCAGCUCAAACGUUGAUGGCAAAUGCAUGGCGAUGCCAGUGGAAUGUGACAGGAACAGUUUUGGCCAGUAGUGGUGAUGCCGGAGCUGUUCAAAUGUGGAAAGCUGACAAUAAUGGGGACUUUCAAUGCGUCGCCCAAGUGCAAGGGGAUCUCUCUCAGGCAGCUUCAGGAAUGGUAGAGUGA